ACGGACGGAGAAGAGAUAAAGGAGCGGGUCUGGGAGUCGGUGCUUCGCUUCGGCUGGGUUUUAUUAAGCAGGAAUCGUUUAAUAAGAAGGUGGAUUUAGAUGUGAAGUGUGUAUGGAGUGUAAACAGCGAAUGUGUGACUUUAAAUCGGGCUGCUGGAUGAUUAGAAUUGGACUGACUGGUCGGUUGGAGUGAAGGAGCCGCCGCCAUGGCUGCUGGAUCUCCGAGUCUCCACCUCAGUCUAUGAAAAAUACAUCCACACACCUUACAUUUAUUAUUUAUUAAGAGCAAACCACCUUUAUUUGUGUAUUUUAGAUGAGGUGUUUUUAGUUUGCAGGACGUUUUUGUUCAUAAAGAGCCGGUGAGACUGUAAAGGCCUGGAUUUAUGACUACAAUUGACUAGAAACGAGCUCCUUCAGUCCAGGAUUUAUUCACCAAACAACCGAAUCCAAACGAAAUGAGAUGAUUUUAAAGAAUUAAAAGUCUUCAUUUAUCUUGGAGAUUGAUUGUGGACAAGAAUGAAGAACAAGGUUUGAAUCUGUAGUAGUACAAACCCUGUAAGAAAAGCCCUGCCUGUGCUUGGAUUGGAUUGGAUUGGAUUGGAUUGACUGGUCUGUCCUGCUUUAUAUUCAGCUUUACGCAUUCAUUCAGCUGGGAUUCGACCCCACACCCUUACCUUGGAUUCCACACGGAUACUCGUUUCCUGACAGCAGCAUUUGAGGAGAUUUUUGGGAAGCAGGAUCAUGUCGGGCCGGCCCAGAACCACGUCGUUCGCCGACAGCUGUAAAACCGUAGCACCUUCAGCCUUCGGCAGCAUGAAAGUCAGCAGAGAUAAAGACGGUGGCAAGGUGAUGACGGUGGUGGCGACUCCGGGUCAGGGUCCCGAUCGGCCCCAGGAGGUCAGCUACACCGACACCAAGGUGAUCGGGAACGGCUCGUUCGGCGUCGUCUACCAGGCCAAGCUGUGCGACUCCGGGGAAAUGGUGGCCAUCAAGAAGGUGCUGCAGGACAAGAGGUUCAAGAACCGUGAGCUGCAGAUCAUGAGGAAGCUGGAUCACUGCAACAUCGUCCGCCUCCGAUAUUUCUUCUACUCCAGUGGAGACAAGAAGGACGAGGUCUAUCUGAACCUGGUCCUGGACUACGUUCCUGAAACUGUGUACAGAGUAGCCAGACACUACAGCAGAGCCAAACAGACCCUCCCCAUAGUUUACGUCAAGUUGUACAUGUAUCAGCUCUUCAGAAGUCUGGCCUACAUCCAUUCAUUCGGAAUCUGUCAUCGGGACAUCAAACCUCAGAACCUGCUGCUGGACCCCGAGACGGCCAUACUUAAACUCUGUGACUUCGGCAGUGCUAAGCAGCUGGUACGUGGAGAGCCGAACGUUUCCUACAUUUGCUCGCGGUACUACAGAGCUCCUGAACUCAUCUUCGGUGCCACCGACUACACCUCCAGCAUAGACGUCUGGUCAGCGGGCUGCGUGCUGGCCGAGUUGUUGCUGGGCCAGCCGAUCUUCCCCGGUGACAGCGGAGUGGAUCAGCUAGUGGAGAUCAUCAAGGUACUGGGCACGCCCACCCGAGAGCAGAUCCGGGAGAUGAACCCCAACUACACAGAGUUCAAGUUUCCCCAGAUAAAGGCCCACCCCUGGACUAAGGUGACUGACUCGUGUCCUUGUGUGCUGAUUGGUGGGGGCGAACUGUCGCCGGUUCCGAUUGGUCCGCAGGUGUUCCGGCCGCGCACGCCCCCCGAAGCCAUCGCCCUGUGCUCUCGUCUGCUGGAGUACACCCCGACCUCCAGGCUCACGCCGCUCGAGGCCUGCGCUCACUCCUUCUUCGAUGAGCUGAGGGAGCCGAACGUCAAACUGCCCAACGGCAGGGAAAAGCCGUCGCUCUUCAACUUCACCACUCAAGAAUUAUCCAGUAAUCCGUCUCUGGCUACUAUUCUGAUUCCUACACACGUGCAUAAUCAGGCAGGAGCCUCCACUCCAACCAACGCUUCCUCCACCACAGAUGCUAACGGUGGCGAGCGCGGCCCGACGACCAACGCAGCGUCCGCCUCAGCCUCCAGCACCUCCUCCUAAGUGUCCCGGCCAAUCAGAUCCAGCUCAGCCCUCGGGGAGCCGCCCCGCCACACCCUCAGCCUCAGCAGAAAGCACGGGAUUCAAACCAUUUACACACAACACUUCCUCACGUCGCAUCCCUACGUCUGCCGUCCCGAAUCGUCCCGGCACGCCCAUCAGGAGAGAGCGAAGGGAGGAACCAGCAGCAUGUGUUCACGUCUCUUAGUAGCCAGAUCCAUCCUCUUCCUUCUGUGUUAGCGAGCCUGCUGUUUAAAAACGCUGCUCUCUCUCUCUCUCUCUCUCUCUCUCUCUCUCAGUCCUUCCACAUUCUCAUUCCUCUCUCAUGGUUCAGCCCCUCAGUGCACGGCUUGAAUUUGGUUGGGAGCAAAACUGAAGGUUCUCAGAUCACACAAACAGGGUGUUUAAAUAAGCAGCAAAGCUGACGGUUUUAUUCAGAACGAGUUUUUAUGUUUUAUUAGCUGUUAAUUUAAAAAGAGGAGUUUUAUAGGGGACCUGGAUGGGUGGGGGGGUGUCAGGGUUUUUUUUUUGGUUUGUCUUUUGUAUUAUUUAUACAUAUAUGAGUACAAACACAAUGUCUAUAUUACUUAUAUUAUGUAUUCUGUUCUAAAUGAGUGAUGCGAUGCUUUUAUUUCUGAAGCGUCGUGGAUUGAAGCCAGUCGUGGAGCAUUAAUUAUGUACAGAGCUGUAAAUGAGAUCAAAUCAGGGCCAGAUUUGAACGAAAUACUGCAAAUUCUGCUCGGUCUUCUCGCAUCUUUGCUUCAGACGUUUAGGAAAACCUGUAGGACAUCUAACGUUUACUUCUUUGCCUAUUAGAAGUCGCUUACAGUACUGUGACGGAGUUAAGAGCCUUGCUCAAGGGCCCAACAGUGGCAACCUUACAGUACUUACUAGUCCAGUACCUUAACCGCUCUUGACCGUCUCAAGUCCAUGUCGUAGUGGGACUUUAGUGUGUGCACUUUGCGAACGAAUUAACUCUACACUAAUGUCAGAGGAUUCGUUAGACGUUAGCGCGAGAGGUGUUCAGUAGUCGAGGGGACAUUUAAACGGCCAGCGCGGGUGAAGGUUUGGUGAUGGUUUGAUUUUGUUUUUCCUUUUCAGGCGGUUGUUUUUAUAAUCACUACCUGAAGCUCGUUUGUUUCGUUUUAUUUCCUUUUUUAUUGUUUCAUUCCUCUUGAUUUGAUCUUUAGCUGGAAAAAUAAUAAAAUAAAAUAAAAAACGCAUUUUAGAACGU
Messenger RNA from Trichomycterus rosablanca, 3304 nucleotides. It is a transcript of the gene gsk3ba, whose product is annotated as glycogen synthase kinase 3 beta, genome duplicate a. Lineage: Eukaryota; Metazoa; Chordata; Actinopteri; Siluriformes; Trichomycteridae. The record is from RefSeq and is a predicted model, not a curated record. Gene Ontology annotation, molecular function: tau-protein kinase activity; ATP binding; beta-catenin binding. Gene Ontology annotation, cellular component: cytoplasm; beta-catenin destruction complex; axon. Gene Ontology annotation, biological process: regulation of microtubule cytoskeleton organization; negative regulation of canonical Wnt signaling pathway; extrinsic apoptotic signaling pathway in absence of ligand. The transcript has 11 exons. The coding region runs from base 742 to 2073 and encodes 443 amino acids.